UUUAGAAGAACUUGGGAUUUGGCACCUAAACGUACGUUCCCCGACCCUCUCAGUUCGCCGUCUUCCGUCUCGAGGUGCCGGCGACGAACUACGCGUCACCUCGGGGGACCGAAGAUGGCAUCGGUUUCUAUGGCGAUAUCAUGAUGCAGUGCUUCUUCUUCUUCUCCUUCCUCCUCCUUGUUUCAGGGCGAGUGGCAGAAGAUCUCUUCGCGUUUCUCUCUUUUUUUCUUGACAAAAGACAGAGCACAAAGAUAUCGCGGGGUUCAUAAUUCCUAAUUGUAAAGCAAAGGGAUCCAAGGUGCUUGAUGAAUUCACAUUCUAUAUAUAGACCAUUAAAUAGCUUUAUCUACUGAGGAUGAAGAAGGGAUUCUUGAAGCCCCUCCGCUAUAUCUCCCAAAUUUUCGAUGGCCGCGAGCACGAAUUGCAGAUAGGCUUUCCCACGGACGUCAAACACGUGGCGCACAUAGGAUGGGACGGACCGAACAUGAAUGCUCCCGGCUGGAUGAAAGAUUUCCACUCGGCACCACUCGGUACAAUUGGACCGGAUGGGAACACAAUUUCCACCCCUUGGAGCUCUCAAGAGUUUAAGAUCAACGCCGCCGGAAUCGAAGACAAUCCGUCAGGCGAGAUGAUGCCGAGACCCUCCCGGCGUUUGUCUGAGCGCACCGUGAACGACUCCCCCAACAACGCCCCGAGGCCGCGCCACUCGCGGCGGCAUCGGUCCGAAACCACCGUCUCCGCCGACUCCCCAAAUCGUGAGCCGCCCUCCGACGGCUCCCGGAGGGGCAACAGGAGGCCGCGCAAGAAGGACGGUGACUCCGCGGAGACGGUGGCCGGUGGGGACCUGCCGGCGAUCCCGAAGCAAUCGCGACGGAGAUCCAAGGGCUCAGGCUCUGUGGGCAGCGGCGACACCAUCCGAGAAUCUAGAUCUAAGAACGCCACCACCAGAAAGCCCGCGGAUGAAGGGGAAGAUGAACGAUUGUGAUUUCAUUUUAUUUCAUUCGAUUUCAGGAGUUUUUUUUUUUUUUCCUUUUCGAUGAGAUGGUGGUGAGCGGUCCCACCGUGCCGGCGAUGCUCCCGUUACAUGCAUUGAGAUCGGACCGUCCGAAUUGAGCCUGGAAUCAGAACAAAAACUUUUCCCUUUACUUCUUCCGGAUGGAUGAAUUUAAAUUUUUUUU
Phoenix dactylifera (date palm) is the source of this 1178-nucleotide messenger RNA. The record is from RefSeq and is a predicted model, not a curated record. Lineage: Eukaryota; Viridiplantae; Streptophyta; Magnoliopsida; Arecales; Arecaceae.